This is a messenger RNA of Trichomonas vaginalis G3, 383 nucleotides long. Its product is annotated as keratin-associated protein family. The record is from RefSeq and is a predicted model, not a curated record. The annotation marks the transcript as partial. Lineage: Eukaryota; Parabasalia; Trichomonadida; Trichomonadidae. The transcript has a single exon.
AUGAGUGUUGUUCCAUAUGCAUAUGAAUGUUAUAAGUCUAGCGUACUUCAAUAUAAAGAAUAUACUCUCAGAAUUACUGAUAAUGCUUUAGUCAUACAUAAAGAAGGUGCUGAUGAAGACAUUACCAUCGGUCCUGGUAUAUUACCUAUCGAGCAACCAGAUGGUACAAUUGUUGAAACAGACUUAAAUCAAUACCUUCAAGCGUUACAGAAUCGUGUGACAAAAGUAGAGAAUAAUUACUUAGAUGCUCCAUUCUUCACAACUGAUAGAGAUUAUAUGUUUUCAUGUAUGGCGAGUAAUGGUUUGCAAGAAACUCGUGAGGUAAAUAUUAAUGAAGCAUUAGAGACUAUAAUAUAUCAUGUUAAACGGUUAUUAUCGAUUGA